Messenger RNA from Aspergillus aculeatus ATCC 16872, 912 nucleotides. RefSeq lists its product as uncharacterized. The transcript is spliced from 2 exons. Lineage: Eukaryota; Fungi; Ascomycota; Eurotiomycetes; Eurotiales; Aspergillaceae. The record is from RefSeq and is a predicted model, not a curated record. The coding region runs from base 1 to 912 and encodes 303 amino acids.
AUGGAGCAUCAGACAUCUUACUCACAGCCCUCGCCGCCAUCAUCGGUAGCCGAGCAAGCAUGGGAUAAGAAUCUCACAGACCACGAUGGCGCUUCGCAUAUCCUCGAAAGCGAGAUGAAUGAUGCAGCCUUAUUGCCUGCACGUCUCAUCCGAGUGGCUCAAAUUCUGUCCGAAAGUAAUUCGAUUUCUAUAUCAGACUCCACCACAAUCCACCACUGCCUCCAGGAGAUGGAGGCCCUGCUUGAUCCGCGUCCGGCAUUCUCACAAGAAGUCGCCCGUUGUCGACCCCGUGCGCAUUCUCGGCCGCCCAGCCCAGUAGACUCUCCUCGAAAUCCACAUAUAAGUUCCAUCACACCAGUUUCGACCACAGCGAAUCAUCACGGUGAUGUCCAGGAGAUACCGCACUCUCAGCUGCGGGAUCUUCUCAAAGAAGUUACAGCGAUGAAGACGGAGUUCAGCCAGCGCCGCAGAGAGUCGCUUGAGAUUCACAGUUUGCUCACCCAAGAGCGUCAGGCGUUGACACAGAGACUGACAGAGCUAGACGACGAGAUACACGAACUUCGGAAAGAUAUUCUCGAAGACUUGGCGGAACGGGAGGCCAUGCAAGGAACGAUCAAUGGCUUGGAGAUUUGGGUGGACGACUGGCACAAGCAGCAUCUCUUAGCUGUGGCGGAGGGACCCACGAUGAAGCAUCGGCGAAAGAAUCAACGGCGGUGGACAAAGUGUGCCAAGGAAGAACAGUUUAAUGACGACGGAGAAGCACUCUUUGAAGGCAUCACGGCAUGGAUGCGGGGUUGGAAGGACAUCGAGGAGGGUUUUCACAUUCGACAGAAGGAUCGCGACCUGCGAAGGGAACGAAGAAGGGAGCAGAUGGAAAGACAGAGGGACCAUUCCCAAACAAGUCUGGAUUGA